GUCGCAUGGGCCGCACGGCUGAGGCACCCUGGGUGACGCGAGAUAGGCGUUGAAGACGGCGGACUCAACGAGCAUAGUGCAUGACAGCUCUGUGCUCUGGACCAGGCAGUUGGGAGGAUCGCCUCUUUGGCUUUAUCUACGUUCACUCGCUCCGCUCGGGACUUUUUAAUCCUGGCUCCAGUUACGCCCCUCCCUUUCGACAACUUUGGCUUUGAUGUGCGCUCGGUAUGCGGUGAAGUGAAGAAGAGCUGGAUAAUAUUGAUCAUGGCGGGGCAGCAUUCAGAUCGUUUCGACAUUGUCAAUGGCAAGCAGCUUGCGUUGUUGAUUGCGCCUACACUAUGCCUUGCGGUGGCUGCGGCGGCGGUGGCGGCGAGAUGGUACACGAGGAGUGUCAGACGGAUCAAUACCAUCAACGAAGACGCGCUGAUGCUGGCUGCUCUGGCUAUGAGCUUUGUCGUAGUUACGCUAGUCUACGUGCUGGUGUUCCUUGGUGGAGAAGGGCUUACGAGCUAUGAGAUUCAGGCGGACCCGACAAAGAACUUUGACGUUGUGGAGCGUUUCUGGCUGCGGAUACAAUUCGCACUUGAUAUCUGUUGGGCCACGUCGGUUGCAACGGUGCAGGUGGCCUUUGCAAAAUCCUACCUUCGCCUAUACGAGAAGAGAGUUUUUGCUCGCAUCGCUUGCUAUGUGUCUAUGGCGCUCAUCGCGGUCUGGUACAUCUGGUCGCUCGCGGGUUGGAUCAGCAUGUGCCAUCCACCGGGAGAGUGCAAGCUGCAGAGCAAGAAGUCGUGCAUCAUCAUUGGAUCGUUGCACGUCUUCUUCAACAGUGUCAUCCUCUUCGCCCCAAUACCUGCCAUAGCAGCAGCUGAACUCUCAGGCAAGAAGAAGGCGUGGGUGAUGGUUUUGUUUCUCCUUGGAUGCUUUUGUACCAUUCUAGCAGUCCUCCGUAUUGACUGCGCGAUCGACGUCUUCGGUAACGUCGAUGAUGAUCCGAUCGGUGCGUCGUGGUGGCGUAUCUGCUUUUCCCCAAUCGAGGUCGCUGUCGGUAUUGUCUGCUGUUGCGUACCCAACGUCCGUUCGCUUCCUUCGUGGCGCCGAACCCCUCCACUCCCAGCUGAAGAUGGAGGUAUCGGUCUCCGGCGAAUGAAGUUCCGGACACAGAGCAACGGCUCGUCGACAUCGAAUCUCAACGCACCUCCUUCGCAAUGGAUGCCAGGCAUCAAACCGCAGGCGGCUGCCUUUGUUACGCUGAGUAAUGAAUCGGCACCCUCGGAGAGACUGGGCUCAUUGGGGCUGAACGAAAUCAAGGUUACGAAAGAGUACAACCUUGAUAGGUUAUGAGUGUGUUGUUGGGCGCAGAGUCGAGAUGGCUAGCCCACAGCGUGCAUAUCGGGGUUAGCGACGUUGAUGCACGAAACAGGCGCGCACCAC
Alternaria rosae is the source of this 1431-nucleotide messenger RNA. RefSeq lists its product as uncharacterized. The transcript has 4 exons. NCBI's taxonomy places the organism in Eukaryota, Fungi, Ascomycota, Dothideomycetes, Pleosporales, Pleosporaceae. The record is from RefSeq and is a predicted model, not a curated record. Bases 265 to 1341 code for a protein of 358 amino acids.